This is a messenger RNA of Gaeumannomyces tritici R3-111a-1, 1680 nucleotides long. RefSeq lists its product as hypothetical. Gene Ontology annotation, cellular component: extracellular region. Lineage: Eukaryota; Fungi; Ascomycota; Sordariomycetes; Magnaporthales; Magnaporthaceae. The record is from RefSeq and is a predicted model, not a curated record. Bases 1 to 1680 code for a protein of 559 amino acids. The transcript has 2 exons.
AUGGCCCGCUCCAUCCUGUCCCUGGGCGCCUCCCUCUGCCUGCUCGCCUCGGUGGCGAUGGGCAAGGAGAUGCCGGUGGACGAGGAGAUGGCUGCCGAGUUUUACGACUCGGGCGUCAUCCACGAGGAGAUCAUGGCUCACAAGAUGGAGCUGUGGGACCGCGAAAAGGCAGAGGGGCUCAUGGACAGCGAGCGCUACCCGGAGCUCGGCUUCGCGCCCUGCGUCAACGGCUGGGUCGAGGCGAUCCCCGGCGACCGCAACAACACGUUCAAGUGCUCGCAGAUGGACCUGUACCACUUCCUGAGCCACGGCGCCACGGGCUCGUCGGGCCGCGGCUCGGGCGCGUGGGGCUGGAUCGCCGACAACGGGCGCGAGUUCAUCGCCAUCGGCCAGGAGGACGGCGCCAUGUUCGCCGAGAUCCUGCCCGAGGGCAAGCUGAAGGUGGUAGCGCGCCUGCCGCAGGUGUCGUCCGUGUCCAACUGGCGCGAGAUGAAGAGCUACAAAAACUACAUGGUGAUCGGGUCCGAGGCGGCCGCGCACGGGAUCCAGAUUUUUGAUAUGACGCGCCUGCUCGGCAUCGACGUCGAGGCCAACGGCGGGCCUGUCACCUUCCACAAGCUCGACGACCUGGCCGGCUACACGAACGAGAUGCCGACGGCGGGCCGCAGCCACAACGUCGUGGUCAACGAGGAGAAGGACUACAUGGUGGCCGUGGGCUCGCAGCCGCGCAACGACUCGUGCCGCAGCGGCCUCAUCUUCUUCGACAUCACCGACGUGUCCAAGCCGGUGCGCCUGGGCUGCGCCGCCGACGAUGGCUACGUGCACGACGCGCACUGCCUCGUCUACCGCGGGCCCGACAAGCGCUACGACGGCAAGGAUAUUUGCUACGGCUAUAACGAGGAUUCGCUCACCAUCUACGACGUCACCAAUAAGGCCAACGUGACAAACAUCAUCUCGCGCACCUCGUACGAGGGCGUCAACUACACGCACCAGGGCUGGGUCACCGACGUCAACAACCAGGAGUUCCUGCUGCUCAACGACGAGCGCGACGAGCGCUUCAAGGCCGGCCCGGCCGCCGACCAGCUCCCCGUCGUCUACAUCUGGGACAUCCGCGACCUCGAGCACCCCAAGCAGACGGGCAUCUACAAGUACGACACGCCCGCCAUCGACCACAACCUCUACAUCAAGGACGGCAUCAUGUUCCAGAGCAUGUACGGGUCGGGCUACCAGCUGCUCGACGUUUCCUCCGUCGGCCCGGCCGACCCCACGGGCGCGGGAAUCUGCCGCGCAGCCUUUAUCGACAUCUACCCCGAGGACGACAACCUGCCCGGCGGCGGCAUGGUCGAAUUCGUGGGCAGCUGGUCGUCGUGGGGUUGGUUCCCGUCGGGCUUCCACGUGGUCAACACCAUCGAGCGCGGCGUCUUCCUCGUCAAGCCCACGUCGCUCAAGUGCCCGCCCAAGCCGAGCUGCGCGGCCGACAACUGCCUGCGCGCGCUGCGGGCCGAGUCGGUCCAGGGCCGCCUGGCGGCGUCGCAGGAGUUCUGCAAGGGCUACACGCGCAACCUCGUGACCGAGGUGACGGUGCUGCCCGACUACGCCCAGAAGGCCUGCACGGGCGACGCCAUCCAGCGGGUGAGCAGCGCCUGCAGCUGCCUGCCCAAGCCGACGCCGCGCCUGUAG